AUGCAGUGGCAGUGUGUGAAGAGAGAUCAUGAUCUCUCUACUAACAAAGAUUGCUCUUGGUUUGUGGUGAUUGAGAAACAUGCUGUUUUAACUGAAGUGAGGGGUUUUAGUGAUCCACAUAUUGAUAAAACAAGAUGUUUGGAAAUCAUUAAAAGGCUUCUGUAUCUUCUCAAUCAAGGUGAAAUAUUCACAAAGAGUGAAGCUGCAGCUAUACUUUCUUCCGCGGUUAAUCUGUAUCGGUUUCAAGAUGCUCAUUUGAGAAGAAUGUUUCAUCAAAUUGCAAGGGAUCUUUGCCCUAUUGCAGAUGAGGUUUCUCUAGUUACUAGUGCCUUACUUAAAGACGUCAACACCGGUAAUGUUGCAUAUCGGGCGAAUGCUAUUCGUUUGCUUUGUCAUAUUACAAAUGACGCAUCCUUAAACAAAGUUGUGAAAUUCCUCUAUGAGGAUCUUUGUGAUGACAAUCCUACUCUUCAAAUUGCUUCCCUUGUGUGUUCAAUCAAUCUGGUAAAGAGAGAUCCAAGGAUGGCCAUCACACUCAAUCAAGUAUACCCUGAGACCUCUUUUUUCGAUAAAGGAAAACACGUUCAGUUCCAUGCCAUAUAUCUAGAAUUUGUGAUGGGAGAAGUACGUCAUGCGGGAGAAGUACGUCAUACGGGAGAAGUAAAUCCUACGGCAGAAGUACGCCGUUAUCAUUUCGGCGAAUUAUUGGAAAAAUUAUAUAGGCUUUGCUCUUGGUGUUCUUCGCCAUUGGGGACUUACAUCCUGAUUCGCGGUAUUCAUCAGGCUACACGAGGUCGGUCUUGCUACGGGGUUGGUGGUAUCGCCGAACUCAUAUGGUCUUGUAUCAAUGGUAAAGAUAAAAUGUUGGCAAUAGAAGGAUUCUGGUCACUAGAAGGGGUGGACCUCCAGCCUGGUUGUAAACUGAAAGAUGGCAUAGAUGUUAUGCGCCGAAUUCUUCGUUCUCACAAGCCUGUGGUGAGGUUUAGUGCUUACAGGGCAUUGCAGAAGGCGAGGAUUGUGCACAAUGUGGAAUGGAUUACUCCAGAGGAUCAUAGAUUAAUGGGUUCCUCUAAGUUAUAUAUGGAGGAAUUCAACCAUCGUGAUGAUGAGCUUGAAGCUGAACAUGUACCUCAAAUUAUUAAAUCUCAAUCAUUUGCAGUCAAGGAAGCUUCAACUCAUCACUGCAACCUCAUGCCUAGGCACAAUGUAUAAUUAAUUAAUUAUGGUUUCUAUUUCACACUUUGU
Messenger RNA from Salvia hispanica, 1245 nucleotides. RefSeq names its product coatomer subunit gamma-like. Gene Ontology annotation, cellular component: COPI vesicle coat; Golgi membrane; endoplasmic reticulum. Gene Ontology annotation, biological process: endoplasmic reticulum to Golgi vesicle-mediated transport; intra-Golgi vesicle-mediated transport; protein secretion. Lineage: Eukaryota; Viridiplantae; Streptophyta; Magnoliopsida; Lamiales; Lamiaceae. The record is from RefSeq and is a predicted model, not a curated record.